Drosophila eugracilis is the source of this 1527-nucleotide messenger RNA. RefSeq lists its product as uncharacterized. The record is from RefSeq and is a predicted model, not a curated record. Lineage: Eukaryota; Metazoa; Arthropoda; Insecta; Diptera; Drosophilidae. The coding region runs from base 790 to 1431 and encodes 213 amino acids. The transcript has 4 exons.
ACCCUAUAAAAAUGUCGCCCAUAGUUGUGAAAAAAUGCAAGCGAUUAAAACAAAUUGUUGCUAACUAACUAAACUUGAAGGUGAAAUUAAAGAGUUAAUAGCCUGAAAUAUGUGAAUUGUGUUGGUGGAAUCCCCAAUUUGAAAGAAAUCGCCGCCUCCCAAGAAAGAGUGCUCAAGUGUUGUGUGAUGAAGAAGAAAAAAACGACGCCACUCAAAUAUCAAGCAAAUAUACAUAUUGUGUACAAAUGUUAAAUUGCGAAAUUGUAAUGCUACAGCAUUGUCGAGCAUUGUUAAUAAAGUUUAGAAACUAUAGCGGAGCAGGCAUAUAUUAUUUGGCGGAUCAUCUUGGGCAAUCGAACUGUCAGAGCGUUCUAAUCAAUACCAACUCCUCCCACUCCGACUUGUGUCUUGCAGACCCAGAACUGGAGGAUGACUAUAAGGUGCAUCUGCCGCUCCAGGUGUCCAGGAAAAAGAAGGCGUCGGGCGUCUCUGGCAAGCAAAACUUUGACCACCUGGAUGUUAGCUUCACCAGGAGCAACCGUGGCAAUAACCUGUUAACCAUCGAUGGGAAACCUUUCACCCUCAAUCGCCGAAUCAAAGACGUCUGCUACUGGGAGUGCGUCAAGCUGCGCUGCAAGUACAUCAAGUGCUCCGCCCGCGUGGUGACCAAGGCCAACCGGAUCUCGGCCCUGCGCGGGCUACACAACCAUCUCUAAGUUACAAACUACCUGUGCCAUAUCUUUAGUCUAAUAAAGAUGUUUCCGUUGAUCAAUUAGCCACUUUCGCCUUAUGUGCCGUUGUAGUUCCUCCCGCUACCAUCUUGUGGCCAAUCGUCGUGGCGGUAAGAACCUAAUCUUCCAGGGGUACAUGUAUUGUGUGGAACGCAAAUACCGGAAUAGCAUUAAUUGGGUGUGUUCUAAGAACAGCAAUCAUGCUCUUCGUUGUCCGGCGAGGUGCGUCACCAAUCCGGAAAGCACAUCUGGCAUUAAACUGAGCCACCGUCACCAUAACCAUCCGGCAUAUUCCAUUAAUUUAAACAGACGCAGGCCGAAGCGAUCCAGUAAGAACAGCAGCAACCAGUUAACUUCCAAAUCAGGAUUUUCAAAUUGUUCUCAGCGUCAUACCUUUUAUAGGGAGAACGGUUUUAUGAUCAUCGAUGGCUACCGCUUCGUGAUCGGGACUACAAAUCAGCGUCGCACUUACCUGAAGUGCGCAAACUUUCGCAGCAGUUGCAGGGCGCGGGCCAUUGUAAAUAGGGAAACAAACAAUGUACGGAUGAGGCACGAUGGGCAUAAUCACAGCCGUAAAAAUGUGCCGAGCGGACGUAGCUCUAAGAAUUUGCAGAUAAAUUGGCACAGUACGUCCGCUCCAAUCGAGGAACCGAUCUCGUUUACCACGAAGGAAACACCUACACGCCCAAUGAAAAGUUAAGAGAGGGACAAAAGAGUCGGGACUGGAAGUGCUCAAUGUAUCACAAGGCCAAGUGCCGGGCCCGCCUGGUUACCCGUAUUACGAGCGGCGGGGAUA